GCGGGCCCACUGGGAGGCGGGUCGGUGCUCAGCCCUGUGACCGUGGGAACAAGUGGGCGAGGUCACUUGGUGUGUGGGCUCCUCUGGUGUUGGGGGUUGGGGACCGGUCCCAGCCUGUUUCCCACUCUGGCAGGGUGGCUGUCUCUUCUGGGAGGGGCAGGGCCUUUCCCUUUAGCGUCCCCGCCCUUGCUUUUUGUCGUGGCCUUCUGCCUUGGCCUCCUGCCUCCUGCAGUGUCGGGGUCCCCUGGCCGCAUCUUUGGGUGCUCCCGUUCAUUCCUUCCUUUAUCCAUCCACCCGUCUCUCCACCAGCCCACAUUUAUUGAACACCCACCAAGUGCCAUGCCCCCUUAGCAUCCCCUGGGUCAAGGACACUAAGAUGAAUUAAGCAGCAUUUCUUCCAGGAGCUCUUGGUGCAGUGGGGGAGACAGGCGUGUAAACAGGAGAUGACAGUUGAGAUCCACCAGCCACACGGUGGGGUACCUGGUGGGAGGUGGGGUACUGUGGUGGGAGCAUGGAGGAAAUGAGUAUGGAAUGCGGGAAUGAAAGGCCUGGGAAGGGCUGAGAGCAGAAGGAGAAGGAGACCCAGGUCAGUCGGACAGCAGGAAACGGGGCAGGGAACAAGUGCUCCGGGUGGAGGAGCGAGCGCAUGCAAAGGCCCAGAGGUGCGGAAGUAUGAGAUGUCCAAGGAAUGAAUUUCGUGAUAGUCAACGUUUAUCGAGUAUUUAUUGUGUGCCAGGCACUCUCUUAAGAGCUUUACGGUUCCUCACUUAAUCCUUAUAAACACUAAACAGGUACAGAGGACUGUGCUGAUCCCAUUUGGAGAUGAGGGAACAGGCACAGAGUGGUUCAGUGACUUGCCUGGGGACGCACAGGCAUGGAAGGGCUGGAAGAGGCUUCAUCUGGCUGGACCGAGGGCAGGAAUGAGAGAUCGGGGCCAGGUCAGCACGGGCAUUGAGGCCAGGGAGAACUUUGAGACUCUGUGCCCUCUUGAAAAGUUGUGUAUUUUACCCUCUCUGUGCCUCAGUUUCCUCAUCUAUACAAUGGGGCUAAUAUGGCAUCUGUCUCAGGGGGCUGUGGUGAGGAUGACUGAGGAAGUGCAUGGAAUGAGCCUGGCACAGCGCACGGCCCCUGUGUGACAGGCAUUCUUCUCGGUGGGCAGUCACUGAGUGGAGGUAUUGCUGCUAGGGCAGCAUCUCGCUGGGUUCAGAUCUUGGUUCCACGACCUCCUGGCUAUGUGACCUUACACAGUUCUUCCCCUCUCGGAGCGGCAGGUUCUUCAUCUGUGAAAUGGGCUUAACGGUGCAGCAGUAAACCUUUGGGGGGGCCCUGGCCCCCUCCCUGGCCCCCGAUGAGGGAGGGGGCAGGCCGAGGAGCCAUUCCAAACUUAGUGGAGUGGCUUGGAGAAAGGACAGGGUGCACAGGCCGGCUGGCUGGGAACUGUUCCUGGUCAUCCUCCCCACCCCCAGGCCGGCCAGGCGGCCAGCGGGCUCUCCCCAGGCCCUCCCUGCCCCUCCCCUUAGCCCAGAGCCUUUCCUAAAGUGGCCCUCCCACCAGAGGCGUUAUUAAUAGCCGCGGCAGGGCUCGAAUCACCGGCCAAGAAUGUUACCCAGUGGCGCAUGGGGGAAGAGGAAGCCGCGGGGCCGGCGGCUGGGGUGGGUGCGGAGUGAUGCCCGGGGUGCCAUGUGGGCCAGGCAGGAGGGCCUCCACCACCCCCACCCUCACGCUGUCAUCCGCUGUCCCUCCUCCUCCUCUUCUGUGUCCUGCUCAGGUGACUCGGAGGAGGAGGACAUGGGGAUCUUGGAGGUCAGCGUUUCGGACAUCAAGCCCCCGGCCCCGGAGCUGGGCCCCAUGCCCGAUGGCCUGAGCCCUCAGCAGGUGGUCCGGAGGCACAUCCUGGGCUCCAUCGUGCAGAGCGAAGGCAGCUACGUGGAGUCUUUGAAGCGGGUACUCCAGGAUUACCGCAACCCCCUGAUGGAGAUGGAGCCCAAGGCGCUGAGCGUCCGCAAGUGCCAGGUGGUGUUCUUCCGCGUGAAGGAGAUCCUGCACUGCCACUCGAUGUUCCAGAUCGCCCUGUCCUCCCGCGUGGCCGAGUGGGACUCCACCGAGAAGAUCGGGGACCUCUUUGUGGCUUCAUUCUCCAAGUCCAUGGUGCUUGACGUGUACAGUGACUACGUGAACAACUUCACCAACGCCAUGUCCAUCAUCAAAAAGGCCUGUCUCACCAAGCCCGCCUUCCUCGAGUUCCUCAAGCGGCGACAGGUGUGUAGCCCCGACCGCGUCACACUCUACGGGCUGAUGGUGAAGCCCAUCCAGAGGUUCCCGCAAUUCAUCCUCCUGCUCCAGGACAUGCUGAAGAACACCCCCAGGGGCCACCCAGACAGGCUCUCGCUGCAGUUGGCCCUCACGGAGCUGGAGACGCUGGCUGAGAAACUCAACGAGCAGAAGCGGCUGGCCGACCAGGUGGCCGAGAUCCAGCAGCUGACCAAGAGCGUCAGCGACCGCAGCAGCCUCAACAAGCUGCUGACCUCGGGCCAGCGGCAGCUGCUCCUGUGCGAGACUCUGACGGAGACCGUGUACGGUGACCGCGGGCAGCUGAUCAAGUCCAAGGAGCGAAGAGUCUUCCUGCUCAAUGACAUGCUGGUCUGCGCCAACAUCAACUUCAAGGGCCAGCUGGAGAUCAGCAGCCUGGUGCCCCUGGGGCCCAAGUACGUGGUGAAGUGGAACACGGCGCUGCCCCAGGUGCAGGUGGUGGAGGUGGGCCAGGAGGGCAGCUCCUACGACAAGGACAACGUGCUCAUCCAGCAUGCCGGCGCCAAGAAGGCCUCUGCCGCGGGCCAGGCCCAGAAUAAGGUGUACUUCGGGCCCCCGCGCCUGUUCCAGGAGCUGCAGGACCUGCAGAAGGACCUGGCCGUGGUGGAGCAGAUAACCCUCCUCAUCAGCACGCUGCACGGCACCUACCAGAACCUGAACAUGACGGUGGCUCAAGACUGGUGCCUGGCCCUGCAGAGGCUCAUGCGGGUGAAGGAGGAGGAGAUCCACUCGGCGAACAAGUGCCGCCUCAGGCUCCUGCUUCCUGGGAAGCCCGACAAGUCCGGCCGCCCCAUCAGUUUCAUGGUGGUCUUCAUCACCCCCAGCCCCCUGAGCAAGAUCUCCUGGGUCAACAGGUUGCACUUGGCCAAGAUCGGACUCCGGGAGGAGAACCAGCCGGGCUGGCUCUGUCCGGACGAGGACAAGAAGACCAAAGCCCCAUUCUGGUGCCCGAUCCUGGCCUGCUGCAUCCCUGCCUUCUCCCCCCGGGGCCUCAGCCUGCAGCUUGGGGCACUGGUCCACAGUCCUGUCAGCUGUCCCCUGCUAGGCUUCUCAGCGGUCAGCACAUCGCUUCCACAGGGCUACCUCUGGGUUGGAGGCGGGCAGGAGGGCGCAGGGGGCCAGGUCGAGAUCUUCUCCCUGAACCGGCCCUCGCCCCGCACGGUCAAGUCCUUCCCGCUGGCGGCCCCUGUGCUCUGCAUGGAGUACAUUCCGGAGCCGGAGGAGGCAGAGAGCGGAGACAACGACGAAAGCCACACGGCUGCUGACACCUCAGCUGCAGUGCAUCCGACCAUCUGCCUGGGGCUCCAGGAUGGCAGCAUCCUGGUUUACGGCAGUGUAGAUACGGGCACCCAGUGCCUGGCGACCUGCAGGAGCCCAGGCCUGCAGCCCGUGCUCUGCCUGCGGCACAGCCCCUUCCACCUGUUUGCCGGCCUGCGGGACGGGACCCUCGCCGCCUACCCUCGGACCAGCGGAGGCGUCCCCUGGGACCUGGAGAGCCCUCCCGUGUGCCUGACUGUGGGGCCCGGGCCUGUCCGCACCCUGCUGAGCCUGGAGGACGCCGUGUGGGCCAGCUGUGGGCCCCGGGUCACCGUCCUGGAUGCCACCAGCUUGCAGACUCAGCAAAGCUUCGAGGCGCACCAGGACGAGGCCGUGAGCGUGACGCACAUGGUGAAGGCAGGCAGCGGCGUCUGGAUGGCCUUCUCCUCCGGCUCCUCCAUCCGCCUCUUCCACACCGAGACACUGGAGCAUCUGCAGGAGAUCAACAUCGCCACCAGGACCACCUUCCUGCUGCCAGGCCAGAAGCACCUGUGUGUCACCAGCCUCCUGAUCUGCCAGGGUCUGCUCUGGGUGGGCACUGACCAGGGUGUCAUCGUCCUGCUGCCUGUGCCUCGGCUGGAAGGCAUCCCCAAGAUCACAGGGAAAGGCAUGGUCUCCCUCAACGGUCACUGUGGGCCUGUGGCCUUCCUGGCCGUGGCGACCAGCAUCUUGGCCCCUGACAUCCUGCGGAGCGACCAGGAGGAGGCCGAGGGCCCGGGGGCCGAGGAGGACAAGCCAGAUGGGCCGGCUCACGAGCCAGCGCCCGUGCCCGCGAGCCACAUGGGCCGCGAGCUGACCCGCAAGAAGGGCAUCCUUCUGCAGUACCGCCUGCGCUCCACCGCCCACCUCCCCGGCCCGCUGCUCUCCGUGCGGGAGCCAGCGCCCACCGACGGCUCGGCCCUGGAACACAGCGAAGAGGACGGCUCCAUCUAUGAGAUGGCUGACGACCCCGACAUCUGGGUGCGCAGCCGGCCCUGUGCCCGCGACUCCCACCGCAAGGAGAUCUGCUCGGUGGCCAUCAUCUCUGGCGGGCAAGGCUACCGCAACUUUGGCAGUGCCCCGGGCGGCAGCGGGAGGCCAGCCCCGUGUGGGGAGACGGACAGCACCCUCCUCAUCUGGCAGGUCCCUUUGACGCUAUAGCCCCCGGCCCAGGGCACACAGCUGCAGGCCUGGCCACAGCCGGGCCGGGCUCUCGGCCUGCUGUGGGCCCUUCCGGCCGUCCAGGGUCCCCCGAGGAGCACUUGGUGGAAUCGCCUUCCGGGGACCUGCACAGGGAUGCGCAGAUGAGCCUGGAUCUCCAGUAAACUACCUUGGCAGAACAGAGGAAACCCUCUUCCUUUUUAAAACAAAAUUAUAUUUCAGAGUGUUUUGGGAGAGGGGUUUGGGCUUGGGGAGAGGGAGGACACCUCUGGAGGAAAUGGCCUUCUUUUUAAAAGCAAAAAAACACAAAACCUCACAACUGUCUGGCAAGCCCAGCGCCUCUCGCCCGGGGCCGAACGGGGCUCCGAGGCGGCCACACGCCCCUCCGGGAAGAGUGCAUGCGUGUGAGUGUACGAGAGUGUGUGGGCCGGUGUGUGAAUAUAUAUAAAUACGUAUAUAUGGUGUACAUUAUAUGUGUAUAAAGUCUGUACAUAUUGGAGCUCUGGGAGAUGCUGGAAUAAAAGGCAAGAAUUACAUCAGCACUCGGAUUGAGGGGUUUUUCUUUCUGAGAUGUGAUAGGGAAGAGACAGAGCAGCUGUCACUAGAGAGAGAUUGUUCUGGAAGCAGAAGUGACACUGACCUCAGCGGGGAGGAUGGCGGCCAGGCUCCAGGAAGGCACUGUCACAAGAACAGGCCCUAGAACUGUGCUGUCCAGGGAGGUCACCAAUGGCCACAUGUGGCUAUUUCAU
This is a messenger RNA of Diceros bicornis minor, 5516 nucleotides long. RefSeq names its product Rho guanine nucleotide exchange factor 10 like (gene ARHGEF10L). NCBI's taxonomy places the organism in Eukaryota, Metazoa, Chordata, Mammalia, Perissodactyla, Rhinocerotidae. Gene Ontology annotation, molecular function: protein binding; guanyl-nucleotide exchange factor activity. Gene Ontology annotation, cellular component: cytosol. Gene Ontology annotation, biological process: actin cytoskeleton organization; positive regulation of stress fiber assembly; SREBP signaling pathway. The record is from RefSeq and is a predicted model, not a curated record. The transcript has 20 exons. Bases 1600 to 4767 code for a protein of 1055 amino acids.